This is a messenger RNA of Daldinia vernicosa, 1255 nucleotides long. RefSeq lists its product as uncharacterized. Bases 1 to 924 code for a protein of 307 amino acids. Lineage: Eukaryota; Fungi; Ascomycota; Sordariomycetes; Xylariales; Hypoxylaceae. The record is from RefSeq and is a predicted model, not a curated record. Gene Ontology annotation, biological process: regulation of DNA-templated transcription. Gene Ontology annotation, molecular function: DNA-binding transcription factor activity. The transcript is spliced from 3 exons.
AUGGAUAAGGCUAGCACGAAUACUCCUCUCGCUUCAUCUACCCGAACAAAACAACCCAAGAAGAGAAAUAGUGACGUGCGCAAAGAGCAGAACAGAAUCGCGUCCCGUGCAUAUCGAGAGAAGCGCAAGCAAAAGUUAGCUCUACUUGACGAGAUACUGAAAUCUGAUUCUCAAACAGAUUCGAUGAGUUCGGUAUCCGAUGAGACAGAUGGAUACAACGGCUCGUGGACCUUUCAAGAUAGACAAGCCUCGGGUAGCCCUGUUCCAGGGGCACUUCAGGUGCCUGCCGUAGCGCAAUGGGCCGCUGCAAGUCCCUCCAUAUCUUCAUCAGUCCCAAGCUACGGCCACGACGCGUAUGAGGGUUGGAUGAACUCAUUCAAUCAGCCAGACAAUACGUUUCCUACCAGUAACGAAUAUGCGCACUCUUUCAUCCCCACCGAAGUUGGAGAUAAUUCUUUAGGAAACCCGGUUCAAUUCACUAUACAAUCUCUCACGUCGGCACCUUCGACGCCUUCGUUGCCUCCCAUCCCACUGGAUCCUUUGCUCGUUGCAAACAACUUCGCACCGCAACACCGCCAUAACCAAUUGGCACAACCCCGAAACAUUCCGAGUUCAUCUAACCCGAAUUAUAGCAAUGAUGAAACUCAAAGACAAUUAUGGGUCGCCUCUCUUGAAGACGAUGUGUUGGUAGAACUUGAGAGGUUCGCAGGAUAUAGCCAUAUUCAACAACAGCAGAUUUUGGCUAUGAUACAGAAGAGAAGGAGCUUAGCACAGAAUAGGUCAAGCCAUCAAAAUGUGGAAUUCAGGUAUCCAACCUGUCAAGCUACGCCUCCAUCAACAGCACAAUUCGUGAACACUGACUUUCGGAAAUACCAAAGCAUGCGACAAGUCUCUGGAUCACCUAUCCCAAGUGGCCGUCGCUAGAUCCGUUUCAUGCGGACUAGGACCACUGGCCCGAGUAUUGUAGCCGAUGAAAAACCCAAGGCCUUCUAAGUCGUGCUACCGAGAUGUCCAGCAUUGUCGGAUUAAACAAGCCUUCUGAUCUAUAUCGCCUUCCGGGACUCUGCCGAGUAUAUCAGAUCUCGGCUUACCUUUAUACGCACGUACACCGACUUGCUUUUCACCAAAUAAAUAAACAGCACCGAAAAGAAACGGCCAGCAAAUCGUCUUCAAUGACGGGCACGCUUUGGUAGCAACCCCUUAGGGAGAAUAUUUAUGUAACGAAAAAGCCAAAUAGUGCAGAUACGAUUGGGCG